GAAAGGCAAGCUUCGAAUCUGUUUAAAGGAAGUUGGAAAGGAAAGCUGGGAGAACGAAGAACUCUGUGAUAGAUUUUGCACUACAUUUUAGUGAGCAAUCAGGAACAACUAUGACGUCAGAAAGUGCAAGACACAAAUUAUAGCAAAAAUAAUGGUUUAAAAAAAGAUGUGCUACAUGUGCAGCACAGGUGUGUCCUCUGGGCAUCUCAUGGAUAAUGCUGGAAAACAUGGGGAAGAAAUAUCGAAACCAAGGCAAGCUCAAGGAGGCCUUGAUGAUGGACUUGCACAUUUCUUUCACAUAGCUGCAGGUUGUGGCAGACAAGCCAGCUUUGCUCCGACAAAUGCUACACAAGAGGUUGCUGCUGUCGGUGAACUCCCGUGGAUGGUGUCCCUGCAGGAUCAGGACAGCCACAUCGCUUUUGGCUCCAUCCUAAGUAAAUACUGGAUACUGAGCGCAGCCUCCAGUUUCCACAGCAGGACCCAGAUCUCAGCCCUGGCCAGAGGCUCGGAUCUAAAAGGGCACAGGAACUCCCUGGUGCCCAUCCAGACCAUCAUCCCCCACGAGGCCUUCGACGAGAUCACCCUUGUCCACAACAUCGCUCUGCUGGAGGCAAGCCCUCCCCUCCAGCUUGGUGAGGCAACGCAGCCCAUCUGCUUCCCCACACCAGACUUCCCUGUGGCAACGCUGGAGAAGUGCUUCGUGGCGGGCGGGCUAGAUCCGCGAGGGAACGGUCCUCUGCAGAAGCUCUCGGUGGAAGACGUGGACCCCUGUCCCUUGCACAGGACCAUGAGCACAGAUUGUUGCAGCCACCGGGAAGGUGACAGUGUGCCUGGAUGCCUGGGGUAUGCAGGCAACCCAGUCCUGUGCAAGGCAGAAGGAAUGUGGGUGCUGAAGGGUGUGCUGAGCGAGGGGGGCACCAGAUGCCACGGGCCAUUCCUGUACAGCCGGGUCCUCUACUACAGCGACUGGAUUGCAACCACUACAGCAAAAUGGGGGGCUCCGGCUUCUCCCUUUCCUGGCCAAGGGUAUUCAGCCUUCAGGGCUCUGGCGGAGGAACACGAGGGGUUGCUGUUCGAGCCCUCUUUGGAGCUGGGAGCCUGGAACGCCUCCAGUGCCUCGGACGAUCCUCAGAGCCGGAGUCUUUCGGAGAUGCUGAAUGAGAGUGGCCCAGGCCUCCCCGAAAGGCCGGACGAGUCGCGAGCAAAUCCCCCGCUCUACUAUGACUACUACGGUGGGGAGCUGCUCCCCGUUUCUUCCGCAGAGCCCGGCUGGCCCAGGGGGCUCGGGGGCCUUGUCUGCUGGGGCCUCCUGCUGCACCUCCAGGCUUGCUGA
Molecule: messenger RNA, 1333 nt
Organism: Candoia aspera
Lineage: Eukaryota; Metazoa; Chordata; Lepidosauria; Squamata; Candoiidae
Gene: PRSS54
Product: serine protease 54
Exons: 4
Coding region: 167-1333 (388 amino acids)
Biological process (GO): proteolysis
Molecular function (GO): serine-type endopeptidase activity
Source: RefSeq, a predicted model, not a curated record